GCAAUGGAGGAAAUGUAUGCCAAUGAGGAUUCUGCAAAACGUACUACUAACAAGAAAGGUUCUAGCAGCUCUAAGGAGAGGCUGUAUUUGGGUGUUCUGAUCUAUCUGUGGCUCCUGAAUGUGUUCCUGCUGAUCAGACUCUACAGCUUUGGUGUUUGUUUCAAGGAUCAAGGCCCUUUGACAGGAGGUCUCUCCAACAUCAAAGACAAUCUGACUCAUCAUCUCCAGGCCAUCAAUGACCAGCUUGCCUUAAUGACUGAACAAAGAGACCUACUGAAUUCAGACAUUACACAAAUGUCUAAACAGCUCAUCAGAUUUCAGAGUUUGUCCACUCAAGAGAAGAAAUGUCCGAAAGGAUGGAAUAUGUACGGGCAUUCCUGUUACUUCCUCUCUACAAACCCUGGCUCUUGGGAGGAGGGCAGAAAUGACUGCAAAAACAGAGGAGGAGAUCUGGUGGUGAUAGAUGAUGCUAAUGAACAGGUAAUGAGUGAGCUGGAAGCUCAAAUCAAGGACUGCCACGCUAGCCUGAAGCUAGAGGCUUAG
Cyprinodon tularosa is the source of this 543-nucleotide messenger RNA. Its product is annotated as C-type lectin domain family 12 member B-like. The coding region runs from base 4 to 543 and encodes 179 amino acids. The transcript has 5 exons. NCBI's taxonomy places the organism in Eukaryota, Metazoa, Chordata, Actinopteri, Cyprinodontiformes, Cyprinodontidae. The record is from RefSeq and is a predicted model, not a curated record.